AAAUGUUGAUACAUUCGGUUCGGUUUCGAUUCUUCUUUCAUAAAUUCUGUUGCUAGUAUAAAUAUCCAAUUCAAAAGAAGAAUAAAAUAUAAACAGGGAAGGGGUUGUGCGCAGAAGGAAAUACCGACAAAAUUUAAAUUUAGCCAUCCGGAGGCAAAUUUUCGCCCGAAUUUUUCGUUUAUUUAAACAAUUGCUCGUCUGUUUCUGACGUCGAUAGAAGUAAUUUUUCAUUUUCGGAAAAUUCAAUAUUGCAUUUAGUUUUGAUCCUGAUUUUGAAAAUAUCUCCAAAAAGUGUUCCCUUGAUUGGUUUUCGAGGAGUUGAAAAAGAAAAAAAAGUUCACCCAGUUUCGUUCUAUUUUUAAAAAAAGUCCAACUUCGACGUUUAAAAAGAAAUUUUCAAAAAAUAAAAGCAAUUGUUGUUUUGUGAAAAAAAAGUGAAUUGUUUUAAGAAAACGUGAUUUUUGAAUUGUGUGCCGAAAAAAUAAAUCAAUUAUUUUUCUUUAAAAAUUCCAAUUGAAGUGACUUAUAUUUUUGAAAAUUAAAUUGGAAUAUCUCUACACAUAAAUGUUACGCAACAGUGUUCCUCCUUUGUGGAUUACCAGACCAUAUUCAUCUACUACACCCUGAUAUUUCGAAAACAAAAACGCUGUCGUCUUUAAUACACCAGUCCCCAUCGCGCAUCGACACAACACGACAUUUCUUCGAACGCAUAAUUUGCAAUAACUAUUCAUUCAUACCCAGAACUGUUGCUUUAUCCAUCAUUUUGGAGCAUAGUUGUGAAAGGUAGAUCUUGGAAUUUAUCCGUGAAGAUCCUGAUUGAAAGUUGAGUUGAGCUGAGCGCCGACGGCCUCUGCGCCGCCAUUGUGUUAUACCUAUGCAUCAUUUGUAUUCAUCAUCAAAAGGCGAUCAACUCUGCCCGUUAGGCUUCCAUCCUCAAGUUCGAUGGCCGACCAGAUGUAAAAGAUGCUUUCGCGAUUACAAGGAGCACGGUGGGAAGAGGGGAGGUGAUGAUGUGGCCGCAUCGUCGCCGAAUCUAUCCGAUGGAUCAAAUGCAAAACCUUCUUCACGAUCUUGGACAUCCACACAAAAUUUGUCAACAAAUGGCAAUGAUGUUGUUGUUCAAUAUAAUAUAGAGCUUAAGAAACGCCCCCAAUCAUGGACUUCAACACCGGAUUUAGAUGAAAAGAAUAAUAAAUCCGCUGCCAUGGUUAUAAGACCAGUGGAAAAUAAUGUUGAUGUUUCUUUAAGUGUCCAAAUACCACCGAGGAGGCAUACAACAACUUUGGAUUUGAAAGAGUUGGAAGAAACAGUUACAGUUAAGCGGCCAUCAUCAACAUCGUUAUCAUCAUCACCGUCAUCAUCAUCCACUUCAAAGGAUAUUCCAGACGAUUUAGUCAUUCAGUACAACGACAGCCUCGCUGAGCGAAUGCGUAAAAUGAAUCUUCUUAAAAAACAAAAGAGCUUAAAUGCUCGUGAAUCAAGCCGUGAACGUGCAGUUGCAAAGAAGGAAGAAACUACAAGCAACCAUAACUCGAUAGAGAAUAGCACUCCUCCAGAUCGACCAGAACGUAGACAGUCUAGUUCCUCUACAACAGAUUCAUCUAAAAAACUUCAAAGUGCUCCGAAGAAAUCUACAACUUCAACCACUUCAUCAUCACCAACAUCACCCAAACCAUCUUCAACAACAUCGACAAGUUCUUCAACAACAACUUCUAAAUUAUCAACAUCAUCGGGGACAUCAAAUAGUAGUUCAACAUCAAGUUUAUCUUCCAGGUCAUCAAGCAGCAGCGUAUCUUCGAAAAAAGAAUCUGACAAGCAACGAGCCACAAAAGAUGUUGAAUUUAUGUUAAAAAUAAAAGACAACCAAAAGGCUGUCUCGGAUAGAUAUAAUGAUAAUGCUUCUCUCACAACAGAAACCACUGAUACAACUAUCAUUGGAAGCCACAACCAGGAGCUUCAAGAUGAGCUGAAAUCACUGCGAGCCGAGCUUGAUGCAAUGCGUGCUCGAGCUGAACGAGCUGAAAGGGAUAAAAGUGAUAUUUUGUUGAGACGAUUAGCUUCUAUAGACACUGGCCCGAACAGAACUGCUGCUUCGGAGGCUCUCAGCUUGCAACAGAGAGUCAAUGAACUAAAAGCACAACUUGAAAGGGUCACAGAUGAAAAGAGAUCCCUCAACACUCGAUUAAAAGAAAUCGAAAACGGACCGAAAAGUGUUGAAUAUGAGAUGAAACGAAAACUCCAAGCUGCCGAACAACUUUGUGAGGAACUUAUGGAAGAGAAUACAGAAGUCAAACGAGAAUUGCGAGGUCUAGAAGCUGAAAUGGAAGAGAUGCAUGAUAGCUUUCGGGAUACACAGGCUGAGGUCAAUACAACUUUGCAGAAACAGCUUGAAUCAACUACAAAGAAUUGUAGGAUUCUAAGUUUUAAGCUGAAAAAAUGUGAACGUAAAAUUGACAGUUUAGAACAGGAAAAACAGGCUAGCUGUAAUGAAGACAUGGCUAACAAAAUUAAGAAGCUUGAAGAAGAAUUGAGGUUUUCCAAUGAGUUGGCCAGAAAGUUACAAACCGAAGCGGAUGAGCUUCGUAAUCCUGGGAAAAAGAAGCCACCAAUGUUGGGGGUCAUAGGUAAGUCAACUUCAGCUGACGGAAAGUUUACACGAGAAUCAUUAACUCGAGGUGGUUCACAUGAAGAUCCUCAGCAGCUUAUGAGAGAUUUACAAGACUCCAUCGAACGAGAAUCAGAUUUGAAGGAUCAAUUGAAGUUCUCCGAACAAGAGGCUGAAAAUUUAAGGAGAAAACUUGUACGUUUUGAAGAUGAAAAUGAAUCCAUGAUGAUGCAGUUGAAAAAAAUGGCAUCUCGUUCGAGAAGUCGAAAACUGAGCCCAACACCAAAUCGUUUAACUCCUGAACCCUUAUCCGAUCGAGAUGAAGGUAUUUCCGAUGAAGAUGAUCCCGCUGAACUUCGCAUACUACUUGAACUAAACGAACAGGAAGCCUCCAUCCUGCGUCUCAAAGUCGAAGAUCUUGAAAAGGAAAAUACAGAAACAAAGAAACAAGUAAAAGAACUUCAAUCUAAGUUACAAAACAGCGAUAGUAGUCGAAAGCUUCCAAGUUUAUUCGGAUCAUCAAAUUCUGCAUCUUCGGACAAAAAGCUUAAAGCUCUGAGUGAUGAAUUAUCCGCACUGCGAAAGUCUCUGAUUGAAAAAGAUCGCCAAAUCGAAAGACUUCAAGCUGAGAUUUCUGCCAAAUCAAGUGGUAAAUCUCAAGACAUCGAUCUUAAGAGACAAUUAGAUUUGGUCGAACAAGAAGCUUCAAUACUUCGCUCAAAACUUUCAACUUUAGAGACAGAAAAUGAGAAACUUCUCAAAGACAAUAAGAGAAUGCAAUUGCAGGCUCUACGAAAACCUUCAAUGAAUGGAGCGGCUGAUAAGUCUAGUGCUGAGCUAAUAAGUUUAAAGGAAUCAUUAAGCGUAGCGGAGAAAGAGCGUGAUGAAUUGAGUACAAAAUUAAAAUUGAUUCUUCAAGAAGCCGAAGAAAAGCUGCCACAACGAACACCAAGGAAAGUCACAGACUUAACACCAAAGAAUCAUUUGAAGAAAUGGGUUGAUGAAUUAGAAGACGAAAUUAAAGAAAUGAGAGCAAUAGUACUGAAUAGCAAUGGAGAUAAGGUUCAGAAGCUAGAAACGGAAAAGGCAUCACUCGAAAAAGAUUUGAGGACAGCUAAGGAGCAGUUAACAUCUGCAGAAAAUGAUUUGAAAAAAAUGAAAGGAUCUUCGAGUCAAUCAUCGAAAAUUUCAGACUUGGAGCAAAAAAUGAAGAAAUCUGAUGAAGAAAACAAAAAAUUAAACUCAAAGAUUAAGGAUCUUGAGGAUAAAGUCAAGAAACAGGAUACACAGAUCAAACUAACUGAAGCAGCAAAAACUAACCUAGAAGCACAGGCAAAGAAAGACAAAGAUAAGUUUGCUAAUCUUGAAAAAGACUACGAAAAAGAACGUAAGGAGAGAGAAAAAUGGGAAUCUAAGGUAUCACAGCUCGAUGAUGAUUUGACUUCGUUGAAGAAAUCAGCUGACAAAACGAAGACUUCACUGGAGAAGGAAAUCAAAGAUCUGAAGUCCAAGUCUGCCAGUUCGAAGGCAGAACAGGCUUCAUCAAAGCAAAUUCAAGAACUCAAAAAACAAUUAGAAGAUCUCCAAACUCAACUAACCCAAGAGCAAAAACGUUACUCGGAUUUAAAUGCUCAUUGGGAGACACUAUCCGAAGAAACAAUACUCAUGAGAGCACAACUUUCUACAGAGAAGGAAAAUCUACAAGCUGAAUUAACAUCGACAAAACAAAGGCUUGGUGAAAUGGAAUCAAUUCGAACUGAAAAGUCAGAGCUUGCGAAGCGACUCAAGGAUCUUCAGAGAAAGCUACAAGAUCUAGAAUCGAAGAAUAUCAAAGCUGGUGCCGCCGAAUAUGAGAAGACUAUGCUGAAGAAUACAAUCGCUGAAAAGGAGCGAGAAUAUGAUCGUUUGCGUCGGGAAAAUGAAAUGAAUAUUGAUCUUGUAUUCCAGCUUCGCAAGGAUAAUGAUGAUCUCAAUCAAAAGUUGAGCGACUUUAGCCGAAUCGAACAGGCUCAGUCUUCGAUCAAUGGACACAAUGCUGGCCUUCAGAAUGAGAUUAAAUCAAUGAAGAUCAGGUUAGAAAAUGCUGAAUUAAGUGCCAAGUCCGAAGUUGCUUCCACCAGACUACGCUAUGAGCAACAAGUGAAGAACUUGAGUGCUGAGCUAACUUCAAUGCAGAGACAAUGUGAAAGAUUUAAAAAAGAUCGUGAUACAUUCAAGCAGCUUUUAGAGUCAGCUCAAAAGAAGAUAGGUGAUCUUAAGGCCAAUACUGGACGUCAAAGCCGAGGAUCUAUGCAUAGCAGUGAUGACGACGACAAGAGCAAAAUUGCUUACCUCGAGCAACAGAUCGGUUGCCUUGAAGAUCAGCUAUGCGAAGCACGUUUGGAUGUGAGCAAAUUUAAAACGGAACUUGUCUCAGAACGCAGUGCAAACGAGAUAAAAAUCUCCGAAAUGCGAUCAAAGCUCAAUGAAUUCGAAGAAGAACGAGUGAUAGGUUCAGGUCGUACUAAAAUCCCCGGAAUGAAGACCAAACUUGAGCUAUCAUGGCAAAAAGAACGUGAAGAUCAACAACGUCUUCUUCAAGAGACUUCAACAUUAGCCCGUGACUUGCGCCAAACACUCUUCGAGGUCGAAAGAGAACGUGAUAAAGAACGUCUAGAAUCGAAACGUCGAUCCGAUCAACUCAGACGAAGCACUGAAGAAGAACUAGAAGAGGGAAGGAAGAAAAUUGCCGAAUUGCAAUGCGAUCUCCUUGAGUUGCGUGAUGUUCAUGCCAAACUUCGAACUUCGAAUGAGAAACUUCGACGUGAAAGGGAACGAUAUGAGAAGGAAUUGAUAAAACGACGAAUGGAACACGAUGGUGGUGAGCGCAAGGUAGGAGCUCUGCUACAAACUGUGGACGAAUUGGUGAAAAUCGCUCCGGAUCUAAAGCUGGCAUCAAAUUCUUCGUCCUCGUCUUCGACCGGAAAUAGACUUAAACCCGACGUUGCAUCACGUCAAAGAAGUAGAAGUCCAUCACCAACAUUAUCGAGUAGCCAAAUAUCGAGUGUUUUAGCUCGACUGGCUGAAGCAUCAGAAGAACUAAGGAAAUUCCAACGUAUUGGAGAGGAAGAAAACGAACGUAGUAGGUUAAGGAGGAGUAAUUUAAGAAGAGCAGCAUCACAAGAAAAUGAUGCCGCCGGAGGAAAUAGUGGCCAAUCGACGCCAAGUCGAUCGGGUAGUACAAAACUGUCACGUUCAACUAAUGGAAGUUUGUACAGAAAGAGUUUGUCAUUGGAUCAUUCCAUACAGCAAGAUCAGGCAAUAUGGCGUCAAGACGAUGGAAGCGUAUCGUCGAUUCAAUCAAUGGACUCAGAAAUGGGUGGAAUGGUGCGUGAUUCUAGUAUGGAUUCAAGAUUGGACUCUCGUCUGUCAGGUGGCUCGACACAGAGUGACAUCCCAAGAGGACCACGAAAGAAAAAGAAGAGUCUUAUGGGAAAACUAAGAAGUCUAACUAAGUCGAGUAGGAAUUCAGAAAGUGAAAUAUCGGUCCAAGGAUCAGAUUCUGACAUUAGCGUUGCUAGUGAUAUGAGAUCUAGCAAAAAAGAUCUUCGAGGUCGUUUGUCGGGCAUGUUCCGGCGAUCAGGAUCAGCGACUCGAAGUGCAAGUGUUGAAAGACCACCAUCUACCACUCAGCCACGACCAGUGGCAGUGACAGUGGUUGGAGAUGAAAACGGGCCUGGUCCUCAUAAUCCACCACCGCCAAAUGCUACAACUCCCAAACCAAUUCGAUCGAUUUCAAAACCUCCAACACCAACUACACCAAUUACAAAGAGACGGACAGCAAAAUGAGAUUAAUAAAUGAAAGGUGCGAGACUUAACUAAAAAUAAGAAUAAGAUAAAAAUAGAACUAAAUAUUUUUCUUGUAUUAUUCCUUUUCCAUAUUGUUUUGUUUUAUAUAAAUUAUAAAAAAUGUUGUUUUGUUUUCAUUUGCUAUUUUAAUUUUUAAAUCUUAUAUUACCUACUUUAUAUAAUAAAUAAUUAGUUCUUUUUAAAUGUUAAUUAGGAAUUAAAAAUUGUCUUUGUAUUACAUAAAAUAUAUAUAAAUAAAUUUAUCAUCAGUGGUCAUA
Molecule: messenger RNA, 6711 nt
Organism: Eupeodes corollae
Lineage: Eukaryota; Metazoa; Arthropoda; Insecta; Diptera; Syrphidae
Product: cingulin
Exons: 17
Coding region: 875-6433 (1852 amino acids)
Biological process (GO): regulation of autophagy
Source: RefSeq, a predicted model, not a curated record